Messenger RNA from Atta colombica, 787 nucleotides. RefSeq lists its product as uncharacterized. The record is from RefSeq and is a predicted model, not a curated record. The transcript has 3 exons. The coding region runs from base 398 to 772 and encodes 124 amino acids. Lineage: Eukaryota; Metazoa; Arthropoda; Insecta; Hymenoptera; Formicidae. Gene Ontology annotation, molecular function: protein binding.
UGCUAGUGCAGUCUAGUGCAGGAACAGAAAACAGACCACUGGAUGGAAACUUUUGGAACGCAUCGAUUGCAGUGAUUGCACGCGCAUGGUCAUUCUUGCACUUUACGUUUACGCAUGGCUGUCAAGACGUUGAGUUCUGUUCGAUGUAGAUCCUCUUUGAGCGAUCAUCUGUUCGCGCUCCGAGAUUGACAAGAAGUCUUGCUAUUCCGACAUUCGUUAGCAAAUUUCUCAUUCAUUUGAAUCGCACAUUGCGCAGUACAUAUUGUCGAGAAAGACGGGCCGUGGAUUGGUUAUUAGUCGUGAUUAAUCGUGCGUCAUCGGUCGGUUGAACUUGAGUGUCAGGGAGGGAAUUUAUUAAAAAGGAAAGAGCGCGUGGCAGAGCCCGAGUUACUUGAUUAUGUGCGCGAAAAUGGCUUUUCAACAUCAGCCGGGUACCGCGAUGGAGUGCCUAAGUAUACCAAUUACAUUACACAAAGAAACAGAAAUUAAUGAAAACGGCGAAGAAGUAAUGAAAUGUGGAUUUAAAAUUGGUGGGGGUAUUGAUCAGGAUUUUACAAAAAGUCCACAGGGUUAUACAGAUAAUGGAAUAUAUGUAACUGAAGUACAUGACGGAUCACCGGCGGCAAAAAGUGGUCUCAGAAUGCAUGACAAGAUAUUACAAUGCAAUGGGUAUGAUUUUACAAUGGUAACUCACAAGAAAGCGGUUUCUUAUAUAAGAAAACAUCCAGUAUUAAAUCUUUUAGUAGCUCGUAAAGGUGUUACCAGUACUUAAAAAUAUGCCAAAAGA